Messenger RNA from Salpingoeca rosetta, 2076 nucleotides. RefSeq lists its product as uncharacterized. The record is from RefSeq and is a predicted model, not a curated record. The transcript is spliced from 4 exons. Lineage: Eukaryota; Choanoflagellata; Craspedida; Salpingoecidae. Bases 1 to 2076 code for a protein of 691 amino acids.
AUGGCAAGCAACAGCAACAGCAACAGCAACAGCAACGGCAAUAGCCAGCCGGCCAGGACGAGGAAAAUGCGAGGCCGCAGCGACACGACCGCCACGGCGUGCACUGUUCUGAGUCUCCUCUCCACGGAAACGGCUGCGGGGGUGUCCCGGGCAUCGUUUUCGUCUGUCGUCACAAAUGCGUCCGCGUGCUCGUGUCGCGCGCAGCCAGACAAGUUUGCUGCGUUUGCUGCCGCUGCUGACCCCUGGGCGUGGGAUGACGACCCGGCUCUGAGCACAUAUGGGUUAAAGCACGAGAGCGACAUACGCACGCUCAUCAACGACACGAUGCGGGCAGUCUCCGUGAGCGGGCACAGCGACAGGGACAUGAAGCGCAUCACGGCAGGGUUCACCAAGGCCUUUGCUGCCCUCGGCAUCGCCAUCCCGCUGUCGGAGGUGGUGAAGAUGGCAGAACUUGUCGUGUUGAGCAUGAGCGCGCCGCACCGCAUGUACCACGCCACGAAGCACGUGUUUGAUGUUGCACCGCCAAACCCGGCCGACGACCCGCUGGCCUUUCUUGCCGCUAUGUUCCACGACAUCAUCUACCUGCAGGUGGACGGUGGUAUUGCCCCGUACUUCCUGCCCAUACUCCAGCGCGCGCGCCUGUUUCUCGUGCCGAAGAAGGACAUGUUUGACCGGCUGGUUGCGGAUGCGCACGACCGCAUUCACCGCGUGCUGCAGCGGCGGGCUAGCAUGAUGACUGCCCAGCACGGCGACGGUGCUGCUGGUGAUGCGUUUGCACUGCACAAGGGCACGCAUGCACCUCCCUCGGUUACAUCGUCGGCCCCUGUGGUGGCAGCAUCACCCACAUGGGCCAGCAAGCCGCAAUUGCAUGGCGGCAGAAGUGGCCGUGGCACUGCUGCUGUCGACACCGCCGACGGCUCACCCUGCAACAAGUGCGACAGUUCCAGCGACACUUCCACAGCAAGCUUCACCAGCACCACCAGCACCAGCACCAGCAACAACACCAGCACCAACACGACGGCCACCGCCCGCAGUGACACGUUCAGCUGUGAGUCGCGUUCGUGCUCGUCUGUCACCACGCCAAGCACGCUGCGUGGGGCGUGCGGCAGCCGCCCUUCCACCGCCACCUCCAUCCACACCAUCAUGGGCUGUGGUGAUGUUGAUGAUGCAGGCGGAAACAGCGAAGGUGCUGCUAGAUGCGCCAGUGAUGGUCGCGCCGAUGGCGAGAGCGCUUACACGGUUGAUGUGAUUACCGAAGCCAACCACUCUGGCGCGAACGUUGGUGGCGACAACAUCAACGUCAGUACCAACAGCAUCAGUGACAGCAGCACAAGUGGCGUUCCAGAGGCACUUCGCCCCUUUCCUCAGCGUCGUCGCAAGCUUCAACAGCAGCAGCAGCAGCAGGACAAAACGGAUGGUGUUGAUCAGAGCCAGCAUCCCACCGCAACUGCUGGCGUGGCCAUGCAUGACGGCAUCUCCGACUCUCUGUUUCAGCAGCAGCAGCAGCAACAGCAACAGCAGCAGCAGCAGCAGCAGCAGCAGCAGCAGCAGGAUGCACACUCGUCCCUCCGUCGUCAGUCGUCCACGCUGACGCGCGAGCAGCGGCAGCAGCACUACUACGCCAUCAAGGGUCAGUCCUCGUCGUCAUCAUCGUCGUCGAUGGACAUGCCAGCCUCGCCCCACGCAGCAGCACCUGCCGAUGCUCAGGAUGCACGCCUCACAUUUGGUGGAGCCAGAGGCUUGCAGGCAGCAUCACAGCAUGGCAGGGUGUCUCAACAGGCGGCGACGCCAGAGGAAGCAGGGUCAAACACAGUGGACCAGGCGUUGCUGCGAUCCUUUGCCAGCCCGCAGGAUGCCACGGUCGACUUUCUUCUCAACAGAAUAGAGCCGUGGCCGCAGCUGCGGGAUUCACCACAUGCGCGCAUGCACCAGCUGCACGUGCUGUGCCGCCCCGAGCGAUUGGCGCUCAUGGCGUACCGUCCAUUUGAGCAGCGCACUCCAGGCACUGGCGCCAAGGACACGCACACAAGGGGUGGUGGUCGUGGCGAUGGUGAUGAUGGUGAUGAUGGUGAUUGA